Molecule: messenger RNA, 1227 nt
Organism: Schistosoma guineensis
Lineage: Eukaryota; Metazoa; Platyhelminthes; Trematoda; Strigeidida; Schistosomatidae
Source: the annotation of a GenBank genome assembly
AUGAUCGUAUUUGGAAAUUCCCUUCGUGUCAGUCAUCUUACUUUUCUUCCUAAACGUUUUCUGAGUAUAAGUCAAUUAAAAGAAAGAAGUCUUAUAUGCGUUCAUGGCACAUCAGCCGAUGAGUUUCUACAAGGACUUAUAACAAAUGAUAUCAAAUCUAUAAAUCAACCUAAUUCAUUCAUGUAUUCAUUGUUUCUCAAUUCGAAGGGUAGAGUUCUAACUGAUGCAUUUAUCUAUCAUACUAAUCGUUUAUCGACUAAUCAGUCUGAUUAUCUUGUUGAAGUUGACGUCAGUUGCGUACCUGAUAUGGUUAAACACUUAAAGCAAUAUAAUUUACGUGGGAAAGUUAAGAUAGACGCCGAUUUAUCAGUGUAUCCUUGGGUCGCUAUGCCGACAUCAAGACACUCGAAUCAACUGAAUAAUUAUAAAGCAUGGUUACCAGUGAAUUCACCUGAUAUUAGUGAUCAACAACAGUUGAUAUUUUUUGCUUCAGAUCCUAGGGGUAUAUCUGGUUGGUCUGGACGCAUACUGUCAACAUCUAGUACAAAUGUCACUAGUAUUUUCCCAUCAUGCAAUACACAACCACUUGAUAUAAACCUGUAUCAUAAUGCACGUUGGGAAUUGGGCUUACCAGAAGGUAUUAAGGAAUUAAUUACAAGUGAUACACUACCGUUCGAAGCGAAUGCUGAUUUAUCCGGUGGAGUUAGCUUUUCCAAAGGAUGUUAUAUUGGUCAGGAGUUGACAGCACGGACACACUUUACUGGAGUUACUCGGCGAAGAUAUGUGCCGAUUAAAAUAGUGUCGAAGGGGAAUAUUGAUGUUUUAAAAACGUCAAACAGUGUCAAUCAUUUAUACAAUGCACCAAUUUAUCAAAUGAAUAAAAAUGAUAAAACCUAUGAAUUAUCAAAGUUAAAAUUAAUUGGAUGGAUUAGAAAUGUAAAUAUGAAUAAUUUUAUUAUAAUGAAUAAUAAUAAUUAUAAUGAGAAUGAUUUAAAUAUUGAUAAUGAAUUAAUCAGUGGUAUAGCAUUGAUACGUUUAACUGAUAUCAAUGAACAACAAUAUAAACUAGUAGUAAAUAUCCCUAUUCAUACUGAUUGUGAUCAUCAUCAUCAUAAUAAUAAUAAUAAUAAUACUAAUAAUGUAAUACAAUUAGAUAUUAUUCCAUAUAUACCAUCAUGGUGGCCUGAGAAUAUAGCGCCAACAAUUAAACGAAUUACAUGUACAUAA